AUGACUGAAGAAAACCCAUCGAUCUGCAAAAUUUGCGGUCUUAAAGCCCAUGGCCUUCAUUUUGGAGUCGCAAGUUGUCGGCCAUGCGCCGCAUUUUUUAGAAGAUGCGUGGUGCUCAAUCUCAAAUACGACUGCCUCCAAACGGACAUCCUUUGUCGUGUUCAGAAAAAGAAGAAUUGCCGGGACGCAUGCCGUGACUGCCGAUUUCAGAGAUGUCUUCAAGUGGGAAUGAAGACGGAUAAUAUCCAAUUCACCGGAAGCCAGAAGAAUAGCACCACCAAAUCCAGGAAAUUGAAGACACCCUCCAUCCUCGAGGAACUUAUCAACACGGAUGACCAAACACCACCUCCAAUUCCUCAACUCGACGUUAAACUCACUCCAGAUGCCAUGACGACGAUUAUCCGCUCGUUCACUUCUGUCCUCCUUGCAAAUAUUUCUUCUGUCGUCCUUGCAAAUAUGCCAAUGAACCACAUGACAACCAAAGCGACAGAAAUAGAAGAAGUGUCGUCGACGACUCCAAAUUUUGUGUCUUUGCGUUGA
Molecule: messenger RNA, 540 nt
Organism: Caenorhabditis remanei
Lineage: Eukaryota; Metazoa; Nematoda; Chromadorea; Rhabditida; Rhabditidae
Exons: 4
Coding region: 1-540 (179 amino acids)
Biological process (GO): regulation of DNA-templated transcription
Molecular function (GO): DNA-binding transcription factor activity; zinc ion binding; sequence-specific DNA binding
Source: RefSeq, a predicted model, not a curated record